ACAAGCGGUGUUUUCGGCGUGGAGUUACGGUAGCUAGCUGUAAUACAUCCAUGACUAGCUAGCUAGCUGUCAUGGCUACCCACAGUAACAACUUUAUCCGCGUGCGCUUACACUUUGACUACCCGCCGCCGGCUGUCGUUGACUGCCGCAUGUGCUGGCUGCUCGUGGACUUGAACACAUGUCGCGUGGUGGCGGACGUGGAGAGCGUCAUCAGGGAGAAGUUUGAGUUCAGUCGCAGAAGCAUCCUCAACCUCUUCAUAGAAGACUGCUACCUGCCGCACACCGAGAGCGUCUACGUGGUGCGGGAUAACGACAGCCUCAGGGUGAAGGUGGACUGUCUGGCUCAGGUGACUGGGCACAGUAGCUCAGAUACAGCAAGUGAAAACUGCAGAAAGAGACCCAGACCCAGUGAGGAGGAUGGACCAGCAGAAAAUGGACUGAGCGUUGAAUGUAAGAAAAAAAGAAGUAAAAAAAGGAGCAAGGUGAGCCUGGAGAGGGAUACCAAGCAGGCGUCAGGUGAUGAGAGGACUAAGAAAUCGCCAGAAAAGCCCACAAAGAAGAAAAAAAGAAAGAAGGCAGUGGAAAAUGGCCCUACUGUCACCCCCAAACCAGUUGCUUCUCCCCAAAAAAAGCCAGUGAGUGUAGAGAAGCCAGUUAAAAGCACCAAGAAGUCCCCAGUGGUGCAAGCAAAAACACAGACUGUCUCCUCUUCAGAUUCCAGUAGCAGCAGUAGUGAUGAGGACGAAGCUCCUAAAAAACCAGCUGCCCAAAAGGCGGCACCCAAAACACCCUCCUCCACCCCUGCUGUUGCCAAGCCGCCUCCAACCACCAAACGUGACCAUAUAAAACCCCACCCACCUUGGCCUUCCUCCUCAGAAAGCGGCUCCUCUUCUGAUGAGGCCAGCACUGUAAAAAGCCUGCCGAAAACCAACGGUUUAACCUUCGCAACCCCUAAAGGAAGACUGGGUGAUAACUCAACGUCUCAGCAGGCUCUUCCUGCCCUGCAGCCCGUCAACGGUACACAGAAACAGGCUGCGAGGGUAGCGGUGGCCCCUAAAGAUAAAAUGGAGGUGUCCAGUAGUUCGGACAGCGAAGAGGAGAUCAAGCUGGUUAUCCGACGGCCAGUGCAGCAGCCGGGCCGCAAUCUGGGCAGUCAGCCGUCUUGGCGAGGCCGGGGACAGACCAGCAACGGUGGUCCGGGACAGAACGAAAGGGGUAGAGGCAGAGGGGUCGGCAGAGGGCACAGCGCCAGCUUUGAGUUCCGCUACAACGGAGCCACGGAGCCGUCCUGUCACACUGAUUCCCUGACCAACAUGUCAGUGGUCCUCCAGAACGCAGCAGAAGCUGCUCCCAAACGGGACUACAGCUCCAUGCCCCUGCUAGCCGCCCCUCCACAGGUGGGCCAGAAGAUUGCUUUCAAGUUACUGGAGCUAACGGAGAACUAUACGCCAGAGGUAUCAGAGUAUAAGGAGGGAAGGAUUGUAAGCUUUGACCUCACCACCAAACAGAUUGAGCUGCAACUGCUGAAUGCCUAUCAAGCUCCUGUAGAGCCUGGCAAGUUUGACCUGGUCUACCAGAACGCAGAUGGCUCGGAGAGCGUGGAGUACGCCGUGUCCAGAGGCUCUCGGGUGACAGAACGGUGGGACUCCCUGCUGGAACCUAGGCUGAUCAUUUAAAUGGGACUAAAAUGGGACUCUCCACACCUUUUCCUCUAAUUACCUUUAUUUCAGAAUCCAUCUUGUACGUUAAACUGGAGAAGUCACUUCUAUACUUUACAUAUGAAAGCUAAGCAAAGUGAUUGAGGUUGAUUGUAUAUUCUUCCCACGUCAUCACUUUGCACAGAAGAGCCACUGCUGGUGUAUGUACAAUUGUUUUAAUUAGUUUUAGACAUGCAAUGCUGUUUUUAUAUACAGUAUGCAGGUGGAUUGAGGCCUGGGACAUAAUGGUUUUAGGUUUUGUACAGUGAUGUGACUGUGGAUAUCAGUCUUGUAUAAACUGUUUUUCUAAUAAAAACACCUAGGGAACAA
Molecule: messenger RNA, 2027 nt
Organism: Etheostoma spectabile (orangethroat darter)
Lineage: Eukaryota; Metazoa; Chordata; Actinopteri; Perciformes; Percidae
Gene: coil
Product: coilin p80
Exons: 7
Coding region: 72-1676 (534 amino acids)
Biological process (GO): spliceosomal snRNP assembly
Cellular component (GO): Cajal body
Molecular function (GO): U2 snRNA binding; U1 snRNA binding
Source: RefSeq, a predicted model, not a curated record